CUCGGAGUUCUUCUGGUCACGCCUGGCCGACCUUUAUAAGCCCCUCUAGGCCUCGUCAACAAAGCACCCACGCACGGUGGCAACCAACAAACGCGAGAUUCACCGGCUCCCGUAAUACACGAACGCGAGGCGAUCGAUCCUCGAUCGUUUCCUUCUCGAUCGGAUCAGCGGCGAUACAUGGCGCACGGGCAGGAGUCGUCGACGCAGGUCGCCGACGGGGGCGGCGCGCCACUGUGCGCGAACGGCUGCGGGUUCUACGGGAACGAGGCAACCAAGAGCAUGUGCUCAAAGUGCUACCGCGGGCACCUCAAGGCCACAGGUGCGGCUGCCCCCGUCGUCGAGGGGAAGAUCAAGGCCGACGACUUGAUCCUGGCCUUCAAGACGUCGGUGAGCCUGCAGGACUCUACCGCUGGCGCUGCUACUGUGGCGGCACCGUCGGCCGAUGCGCCUGCAAAGAAGGCGGCGCCGACCAGGUGCAUGGCGUGCAAGAAGAAGGUGGGGCUGCUGGGGUUCGCGUGCCGCUGCGGUGGCACCUUCUGCUCGCUGCACCGCUACGUCGACGGGCACGCGUGCAGCUUCGACUACAAGAAGGUCGGCCGUGAGAAGAUCGCGCAGCAGAACCCUCUCGUCAUGCCGUCCAAGCUCGACAAGAUUUGAAGAUCGCGCAGCAGAACCCUCUCGAUGUACAGUUUUAGUUUACUCGUUGGCUUUACUAGAACUUUCAAGCACUAGCUCUAUAAGUUGAAGAGGGUCAACCUCGAUCUUUUUUGUUCAUAGUGACGUAUUGCUGUGUACCCAUCAUGUUAUUCGAUUAGUCAUCCAUGUA
Triticum aestivum (bread wheat) is the source of this 826-nucleotide messenger RNA. RefSeq names its product zinc finger A20 and AN1 domain-containing stress-associated protein 9. Bases 178 to 657 code for a protein of 159 amino acids. The record is from RefSeq and is a predicted model, not a curated record. Gene Ontology annotation, molecular function: DNA binding; zinc ion binding. NCBI's taxonomy places the organism in Eukaryota, Viridiplantae, Streptophyta, Magnoliopsida, Poales, Poaceae. The transcript has a single exon.